AGUGGCUGAAGCUUGAGGUCUUUCAUUAGCAAUUUAAAAAAUUGCAUUUACUGGGCUUCAACUCUGCCUUGAUAGAUAAAGAGUGACUGCGAGAGACGUUCCCAAAACACGAGAAGCUGUCAGCCACAGGGACCACAGGGCACUGUUUGGAGCUCCCGUAGCGACAAGCUGGAACCAGGGAGAAGAAUGCUGGAGAAGAUUCAGAAGGCGCUCACGAUUCGAAGUGUCACCAUCAGAGAGCUGCUGGCAGAAGCGCUGGGGAUGUUCAUCCUCAUGGUCUUUGGCUUGUGUUCUGUGGCACAAGUGGUAUUAGGAAGAGGAGACUUUGGACAGCAACUGAGCAUCAAUUUGGCAUUUGGCAUUGGUGUUACCUUGGGUAUCCAUGCAGCUGGAGGAAUCUCUGGAGCUCAUCUGAAUGCUGCCAUCACCAUUACACACUGCAUUUUAGGAAACCUCCCCUGGAGAAAGCUCCCAGCUUAUGUGAUCGGCCAGUUCCUGGGCUCCUUUACAGCAGCAGCCACCGUCUUUGGCUUCUACUAUGAUGCUCUGUACAAUUACACCAGUGGGCACUUUACAGUGACAGGACCAAAUGCCACGGCAUCGAUCUUCUCCACUUACCCCGCUCCCUAUGUAUCCUUGCUCGGGGGCUUCUUCUCAGAGUUUUUGGCGACAGUGAUGCUGAUCCUGGGCAUUCUGAUCAUCCAUGAUGAGAAAAACAACGCAGCCCUGAAAGGCACGCAGGCCAUGCUCGUGGGUAUUGUGGUCCUGGGCAUCGGCCUAGGGAUGGGGAUGAACACAGGCUACGCCAUAAACCCUUCUCGGGACCUGCCCCCCAGAGUCUUCACAGCAAUUGCUGGCUGGGGAAUGGAUGUCUUCACGGCUGGACAUCACUGGUGGUGGGUUCCAGUCACAGCUCCGAUUCUGGGAAGUCUUGCUGGUGCUUUAAUCUACAAACUUUUCAUUGAUUUUCACAACCAACCUGUCCUGGAAAGUGGAAAUGAGAAAGGACAGCCAGCGUUGGAGUCUUCUACGCUGUGAUGGCCACACACUCCAAGGAAGUGGCCUGACAGCAAAGCCUAUGUGGGUGUAUGGACUCAUAGUCAACUGGCAACCAAGGGGAUAAGGGCUUGUGCAAUGGGGCAGCUGGAGCACACUCUUUCCAUGCCUCGCAGGUGGAGAAAUGAGGGAUUAGCCUUCAAUAAAGCUAUGUUUAACCAGACAAACUGGGUCUCUGAGACACAGGGCAGACACAGGUAGGGUUAGGCCUGUCUGUGACCCAAAGAAAUUGAUUGAUCUCCCUGUGUAAAAAUCUGUGAAAGAAUCCAAGCAUCGCAUCCUAGAGAAAAGCAAAGCUGCAAAUCUGGAGCUGCAAGACUCCAGAUACCUGUAUGGAAAUCAAAAUACAGGAUCUAGCAGUGGAAGAAACCUCUUAAUUAACUUAAUUGAAAGAAAUUCCAAUCUGGAAUAUUCUUCAGCAAGAGUUAGACAUUACACUGAUGGAUCAGGUGCCUAGGCUUGCUUCCGUUUGCCACUGCCACCCUGACACUUAGUUUGGCAGAACACAGGGAAAAGAAGAGCACGGACAAUCUGAAACUUGAACCUGAUUUUUUUCAUGCUUAGUUUUUUUCUUUCUUUUUCAUCUGAGCAUUUAGGAAGCACCAAAAAAAUUCGUGAACUAAACUACAAGGUUUCCUGAAUGCUGGCACAGCUCUGCUGGAAUAUGUUGCAUCAUGGAACUAUGUAGGUUACCGAUUAGACUUAUGAAAUAACUGCCACUGUAUGAAAGGAUUCAGAUAGCUUCUGUGGCAGCAUCCCCAAAUGCUCAAAGAAGCAAAAAGACCCCUCCUUCAUCCACUCUGAAUGCAUGAGAAAUAGCGAAUAGGCUGCCUAGGUCCUGCAGGAAUUGUGCCACCUUCAUCUAAAUGAGGAAUUGGACCAGCAACAGGUUUAUGAGUUUGAGACAUCAUUGGAUUAAAAGUAAAACAAUAUCAAUAAUAAUAUGCUGUCUAUUCCCAGCGGAGUGUGUGUGACAACAGUCUUAACUCUUUCAGAAAGUACAUAAGCAAGUAUGGUAUGUGUCAAGCAUAUGACUGCAUUCCCAGGGCUGGGUACCAUGAACAAACAACAGAGAUCUCACAGAGAGGCAAGUGAGAGAGAAUCAUUCCUGCACAGAAUUCCAGAGAAUGGCAUUUACUGGCUCUAAUAAUCAUUCAUAUCUCACUAUCAAAAGAAUUGCUACUGUAUCACUGUGGCAUGGGAUGGGAUAGUUGGCACUGAUAUCACUGCUUCCUCAUUAGUGCUGCUUUUAUAUUAGUAGAACAGCUGCAGCAGGUCUAUGGGCAGCAAAAGACAUGCAUCAGCUUAAGAGGGCUGAAGAGCAUCAGAAGAUUUUCUCUUGCUUGGGGGUGGCAGAAGGCAGCAGCAAUUAUACUUGACGGUGGGCCCUGGGCAGGGCCAGCAGCCAGCAAAGCACGCGUGGGGCUAAUGGCUACAGAGAUUUUGACCAGAAGUGGAACAGCUGUCACACAGCUGAGUCUUGGUCUACAUGAGCCAGGAA
Cuculus canorus (common cuckoo) is the source of this 2557-nucleotide messenger RNA. RefSeq names its product aquaporin-7. Gene Ontology annotation, cellular component: basolateral plasma membrane; plasma membrane. The coding region runs from base 187 to 1038 and encodes 283 amino acids. Gene Ontology annotation, molecular function: water channel activity; urea transmembrane transporter activity; glycerol channel activity. The transcript is spliced from 7 exons. NCBI's taxonomy places the organism in Eukaryota, Metazoa, Chordata, Aves, Cuculiformes, Cuculidae. The record is from RefSeq and is a predicted model, not a curated record. Gene Ontology annotation, biological process: glycerol transmembrane transport; water transport.